GGUUCCAGCACGAGCCAAACAACCCUACGUGUCAGUCUCAUGCGUCGGUGUAAAUACAGAGUUUUUUAAGUUCGCGGCUUGCCAAUCUCGCGAAAUCUUGCAGCAGCAGCAGCAACAGCUUCUGCCCAAUUCGACUUCAACGCCCGCCGAUCGCCGCGUGUCGAUCGUAAAUCCACGGGGCGGAGCGAUUAAAGCGAUAACUCCAACGCGACAGCAACAUCAGCUGGAGCCGCCGGAGGAAAAGUGCAAGGGAAAGCGGCAGUGAAAGGAACGUAGCCAAGAGGCAGUGCCAGACAAAACAUAAAACACAAAAUACAAAUUACAUAUAGUCGCUGCCGGAGAUGGCGGGUCAAAAGUUCCAGUAUGAUGAGAGCGGCGGAACGUUCUACUACUUUGUGUUAUCGUUCUUGGCGCUAAUAUUGAUACCGACCACCAUUUACUAUUGGCCACGUAAAAAGAAAGAAGAUAACAGCAAGCUCAAAGAGGAAUGUCAGUGCGCCGACUGCCAGAAAAAGAAGACCAUCUUGGCCAAUGCUGAGCCGUACAGGGCUCUGACGUCAUGGACCAUCAAGCUGACCAUUGUGCUCGGCUGGGCCCUGUUGCUCUUUCUCACGUACCGCGUCUCACAGUUCGACUACGAGAUGGCCAGCUUCGAUCCGUUCGAGAUCCUGAAUGUGCCGCCAACGUCAUCGCAGGCCGAGAUCAAGAAGGCCUACUAUCGGCUGUCCAAGGUGCUGCAUCCCGACAAGGAGACGGGUGACGAGAAGUCCUUCAUGAUGCUGAGCAAAGCGUACCAGGCGCUCACCGACGAUGUGGCCAAGGAGAACUACGAGAAGUACGGUAAUCCGGAUGGACCGGGUGCCAUGUCCUUUGGCAUCGCCCUGCCCUCGUGGAUUGUGGAGAAGGAGAACAGCGUUUGGGUUUUGGGACUGUACGGCCUGGUCUUCAUGGUGGCCAUGCCCUCGGCGGUGGGUGUUUGGUGGUACCGAUCCAUCCGCUUCAGUGGCGACAAGGUGCUGCUGGAUACCACUCAGAUGUACUUCUACUUUAUCCACAAGACACCGCACAUGCUGCUUAAGCGGGCACUUAUGGUGCUGGCGGCCAGUUUGGAGUUUGACAAGCGCCACAACUCGCAAGUCCAGGAGCGCCAGUCGGACAACGACGAGGUGCCGGCGCUCAUUCGACAGCUGCCCAACCUGAAUGAGAAGUGCAAGGAGCAUCCGCUGUGCCGCAUGUACUCCAUCAAGGCCCGCGCCAUCCUGCAUGCCCAUCUCAGUCGCAUGCCCCUCAAUCCGGAAACCCUGGAGCGUGAUCGCCAGUUUGUGGUGAAGAAGUGUCCGUAUUUGGUACAAGAAAUGGUCUCCUGCGUCCACCAGCUGGUCAUGAUGGCCUAUGCUCGACGUGUGCCCCGACUGCCCAGCAUCGAAACGAUUGAAAACUGCAUGAAGAUGUCACCGAUGAUUAUCCAAGGCCUGUGGGAGUUCAAAUCGCCACUGCUGCAGUUGCCCCACCUCACCGAGGACCAUCUGUACUUCAUGAACAAGAAGAGGCACGUCAAGAACCUGCAGCAAUUCGCCCAACUCAAGCCGGAAGAGAGCCGUCAGCUGCUAAAAAACCUAUCGGACUUUGAGUACGAGAACACGAUGAAAGUGCUGGGCAAGAUGCCGCUGAUUGACUUCUCCAUUCGUUGCGAGGUCAUCGACGAUGAGAACACCAAUGUGGUAACCGCCGGGGCCAUAGUUACGGUCACGGUUACGCUGGAGCGCAAGGACAUGAAGACGCUCUUCGGGGACACAAAGGCACCUGAGAAGCAGGGCAUCAAGGAUGAGGCCAACGAAGAGGCUGCCGGUGAUGAGGAUGAGGCUGCUGCCGCUGCGCCGGUUAAGAAGGCUUCCGCCUGGGCAAAGCCACGUAAAGGUGGAAAGGGAAAGGGUGGUAAGAAACCAGCCCAGAACCAGAAAAACCAGAAGAAGGUGCCGGCAAAGGCUGCGACCACAGCUACGAACACGACAUCCGAGGAUCAAGCGGCGGCGGGUAAUUCCGAUGCCGAAUCAGAGGCCGGAAAUGCGGAAGGCAGCGAUGUGGAAUCAGCUGCUGGCAGUGGCAGCGAGGAUGAGGAGAAGGGCAAGAACAACUCCUCGCUGGACGACGACGAUGACGAGGAGUGGGAGCGACUGCAAGCUAAGCUUAACAAGAGGGAGCGACUCGAGGGCAAGUCUCGGCUGUCGCACACCGUCCACUGCCCCUACUUCCCCGAGGAGAAGCAGGAGUACUGGUGGACCUACAUAUGCGAUCGCAAGUCCCGCACCCUGCUGACGGCGCCCUAUCACGUGACCAAUCUGGUUGAGAAGGAGGAGAUCCAGCUAAAGUUCACUGCGCCGCGCUGGCCAGGCGUCUACACGUUCACCGUUUGCCUGAGAUCGGACUCCUAUUUGGGCAUGGACCAGCAGCAGGAGCUUAAACUGGAUGUGCAGAAGGCGCCCGCACCACCGACAGAUCAUCCUCAGUGGGAUCUGAGCGAAUCGGAGCCGGAGCACACCGACCAGCAGGAGAACCUCAGCGACUACACCACAGAUACGUCCGAUGAGGAGGACAGCGACUAGAUCUAGAUGGAAAGAGCGACGGACGGCUGGACGUCCCGAAUCCGAAGAACCCCCAAUCAACCUCAACCUCCACUCUUUUUUUGUGGGAGGGAAGAGAAGCCUCUUUGUUUUCCUUUUAGUAAAUGAGUUUCGCGUGGCGGCGGAUGCACACCAAUGCGACCCUUCCUUCGCAUUUUUACUAGUUUUGUAAUGGAAAAGACCCCGAACUAGUGCGUAAAUAACUAUAACUUCAUUUUACCGUGUACUGUACUAAACAUAAUUAUAAUGUACUGUAUAUUUAAUUAUUUGGAUACAAGAACUAAAAGUGAGACACGUAAAUACAAAAGUCUAUUGAUAUUA
Molecule: messenger RNA, 2942 nt
Organism: Drosophila teissieri
Lineage: Eukaryota; Metazoa; Arthropoda; Insecta; Diptera; Drosophilidae
Gene: Sec63
Product: translocation protein SEC63 homolog
Exons: 4
Coding region: 342-2603 (753 amino acids)
Biological process (GO): post-translational protein targeting to endoplasmic reticulum membrane; SRP-dependent cotranslational protein targeting to membrane
Cellular component (GO): Sec62/Sec63 complex
Molecular function (GO): RNA binding; transmembrane protein transporter activity
Source: RefSeq, a predicted model, not a curated record